UGGAGGGGAGGGGAGGGCGGAGAACGAGAAUCAAGGCUCAGCUCGGCUCCCUCCGGGCGCGCUCCGGACCCCGACCCUCGGAGGAAGGUCCAAAGACUCUGGAUCCGUGAGCGCCACCAGAAGGGCCCAGUCCGGGGUCCUGGCGCGGAUUCUGCUCCCUGCGACUCCUCUCGCCACCUCCCACACACUUCGUCCCUCACUUUCCUAAAACCACCUCAGCUCGGCUCUUGGCAGCAACAGCAGUGGCAGCAGCGACGGCAAAGUGGCGGCUGAGGCCGAGGCACCUCGUGGGCUCGAGUCCAUGCCGGGCCGGAUGAAGGGAAAGGCCGGGGAGUGGGGAGCCGGGGGUGCCCUGAAAGCUCAGAGGCGACCGACGGCGAAGCUUCCAGGUCAACUUGUGCCAGAAGCUUUGCUUUUCGCGGUUGGCCCAGUUUGGGGGAGGGGGGCUGAGCAGAAAGGGACCCUCUGCUCGCAUCCCGCACGCGCGCCCUCCCGCCCGCCGGGGAGAGCUGCCGCCGCCGCCGCCGCCGCCCGGCUCAGAGGGAUCCCGCCGGACCUGCCCCUUCCACUGCGGCUCACUCUGCCCUGCCUGGCGCCAGUCCUGGAUCGCCGGCUUCCUAUUUAUACCGGACUGGGCUCCUUUCGACUCACUUUACCAUCCUGUUCCAGGCUGGCGACUUCGCUGCUGAGCUGAAACUGCUAAUUUCUGUGACCAGCUUUUUUCUUAGCUGUGAUCUGGAUGAAUGAGUAGCUGUCUCACAGAGAUGACAAAAAUAAACUCUAAUCCCCCCCAAAAUUUCCACUACAUCUUUCUCAUGCAUAGAUUUAUGAUCUUCAAGCGCUCUGUGCAAUAUGCAAACUUUUUUUUGUGUCUGUAUAUAUGCUGUUGUUUCCAGAUUUCACUACAUUGUUAUGCUGCUUUCCCUUCCCCCCCCACCCCCCCCCCCCCCCCCACAACACUAUGAAAUGCAGAAACAGUCUGAUCUCAAAGUAUGCUAAGAUACCACUUUAUUCUGUUUGGGUAUUUGGGGUUUGAAUCUGACUUGGAAGACACUAGCCCUUGCCUUAAAGGUAAGUGGCUGAGGAAACACACCAGGGUGGGGGAAGUAGAGCUGGUAGCAUAGAGGACAGCCCUUUGCUUUACAUUUGCUUCCCAUAAAGCACUAUUCAAGCUUUAUGAUCUUAUUUGAAAACACAUUUUCUCUAUCAUUUUGUCUGGUUAAACAACUGCCUCUGAACUUCUCUGUCAGCUUUUCAACAGAUAAGGUUGCAGAAGUCACAUUUUUUUAUUGAAAGAUUAUCAUAUUGUUGGAUUUGUAUUUCAGUUAGGAGUGUUUGAUUUGCAGGAGCUAGAAUCAAGUGCUAGGAAACCCGGCUGCUAUUCACAAAUGUAACCUUUCAACUUUGGAGCUCAUCUGAUAUAUAAGGGCAACCACACCGUGCUCACAUUUUUGCCCCUGCUUAGCAUGUAAAAGGAACCCCAGUGUGUUUCUGGAAUUUUAGCUGUACCAGAGAUUCAUGUGCAUUUUGGUAGAGGACAUGUUCUCCAGACUUAUCUCAUGAUGUAUUGCACCCUUACAUUUAUAGCCCUGCAUUUCAGUUGUCAAUGGGGGUUGGAGGUGUCCAAGAAAGAAAGAAAAAAAGAAGCAGAAAAAUGAAGGUAUGCCCUUGAGUAAAAUGAACAUGAAGGAAGCUGGAUAUAAGCUACAUUGAGCUUUGUUUGCUAUUAAAUAUAUGAAUAUGAUUUAUCCUAAUUUAUAUGUGUUCUGAUUAGUAAAUUUAUUAAAAAUCUGUAUUAGGGUACCACUGCAAGAUGUCUAUUCACACCCCCAUCACCCUCUUUGAUUUGUGAGAGAUGGAAAGACACCUGCUUAGGAAAGGGGGGAAACUAAAAAUUCUGAGCUUCAGAAAUAGGGAUUCGCCAUUUACAAUGAUAACAUUAACAUGCACAUGGGAUAUUCACUCUCAAAUAAAUUAAGAAGGAUCAAACUGAAGCAUUUAACCCUCACAAAAGCCCACCUUUUUUUUUUUUUUUUUUUUGUCAAGGUCCUAGAUUAUCUGAGAGUAAGACUUCUGUAUUCAGAUCCUGCUGAGAUGCUGCAUUCUCACAUUUAUGUUUAUAAUAGAAAUGCCCCACUACAUGAUUAAAUCAUAGAAAAGAAUUUUACUAUUGUUGUUGUUUAGGGCGGGGGAAAAAAAGAACAGAUUAUCCAAUUCUUCUGGCUCUAUUAUUUGUUUUUAUUUUUAUUUUGGAAUUUACCUUCUUUGGAUGUUGAAGAGGAAGAAUCAUGUGACUCUAAGAACCUUUUUGGAGCUCUGUGUCACUAGCAAUCAAAGCUACCAAGUAUGUAGAGUGUUACAAAACUCUCAUACAUGUAAAGUGCAAUUUUUAUAUUAUGCUUUUGAUGUUGAUCUUUUAUGAACUCAUGAAGUGUUUGGAACUAAGCCCAAAGGCAAAAUAGUAUUGAUCACUUAAAUUAUGGCCACUUUCUUUUUUUAUGAUGAAAGAAUUAAAGUAUGUUUGUAGGCCUCAAAAUAGCUUAGUCUCAAAUUUCUAUUUUAUUUUUUAUGGACAGGAUAUAUUGGUCACUAAUUAUGAUUACCAGGCUUUUUUGCUUCCAAACCAGCUAAAAGCCACAUUUCAAAAAUUUGAACUACCUAUAAUUUUAAUGCUUAUUUAACAACUAGGGUGGAAGGGGAAGAGAGGGGUUGGGAGCUGGUGAUUCUAAAACAGCUGAUGAAAUGAAGUGGAUAAAAACAUUUUUUUCUGCAUUCUAAGGUCAUGUUAUCUGAUAAUGUUUUAAAUUUCAGAAAAAAAUAUAAUUCUGGUUAUUUUGUAAGCAAUUAAAAAAGAAUAUUGAUAACAAAAAGUCCCUUCAUAAUCUGUGCAUAAACUAGCCUAUAUGUCAUGUAAAUCUCACACCUCCAGUAUCUUAUACUGGCUUUAACUGAAAUUAUUGCAGAACUCACAAAUGAGAUGGCACUAUUUACAAUAAAUCUCGUUAUGAAAGAUUCAAUUUGCAGCAAUCAGAUGCUAGCUACUAAGCGAUUGUAAGUAUUUGAAUUUUAUCCUACUUCACUGUUCAACAUACAGAAAUUGCAUCUGUGUGUUUGAUCUAUCCUGCUGAGCACUAUCAGCAGCUUGCAUCUCUGCCACUAUUGUUUUUAAAAUGGCAGGAAGGACGUGACUAGUCAGGAGCACUGAGCAGGGUGGAUUUCACUUGGCAUAAGAGGAGCCAGAAUCGUCUUUUUAAAAAAAAUUAAAUAUGAUCGUGUAGUCGUCUAAUGCAAGCCAUCUUCAGACUUCGAUAGAAUUAUCAAAAUUAUUCAUUAGUGAAUUUGCAUUUAAACCAUGUACAAUGGAAAGAUUCUGAAACUAUGGCCACUGAGCAGUCUACUAGAGCUGCCAUUAGCUUCUAGCCGUCUGGUCAGCCUUCAAGGUGGCAGAGAUCCAGGCCUAUCAGUGGCUCCAGUUGCUCAGGAUCAUCUCACUGGACUGGAGGAACUGAAGAUUAUCUUUAGAGCAGUUCUAGAAGUGUUUUGCUGCUUAACAUAUAGGGGCAGCCACGCUAAAACGUUAUUUUCCUCAUUCUUGACUUUUCUGCUUAGGAUUUAUGAGUUAUCACUAGAUUGCAUAAACAUCAGAGCCUGGUAUGCCCUGUGUCUUUUGGGUAGUAAACACUACUUCAAUGUGAUAUGACCUUUAAGAUUACCAUCAUUUGGAAUGGAUGGAUAAAGGACGAAAUUAUUCCAUUUUACACAUGGAAUAAAAUUGAAUAAAGAAGGAUCACGUAGCUCCUUCAAAGUUAGGGAGUGGCAAAACCCAGGCACAACUCACAGAUUUCUAGUUCUUUAUUUUUAAAUCUUAAGUAGAUGUGGCCAAAGAGAUCACAAAACCAUCAGCACUGAGAGGCUUAUUAAACAACACGAAAUCCGAAAUAACAAUAAGAAAUGGUGCUAUUGGCUAACAUUUAGGCAAAAGCCAAUGGUUUGUUAUUAUUUUGCUGUCAAGCCCAACUCUGUGGCCCACAUUCCAGGUUCCCAGUAUUUAGCUCUAGCUUGCCUGGGCAGCUUGUUCCAGACACGUUCCACUGUUAAACCACAGCACCUAUUAUUAGGCUGUGUCUUUCUGAAAGGCCUUCAUUCUCCACCCAUAGAUAUCCCACUUAUCUCUCAAGAGUAAACUCAGAUUUCUUUCCACUAUAAAACUUUUCCUGGCAACCUCCAACAGAAUGAUAAUGGAUAUUACUUAUUGAGUUUAUUACUUCGUGGUGGACACUGUUCUAAAUCCUUUAGAUGUUUUAUUUUCUUAAUCCUCUUGCUAAUCCUAUGAAAGAGUAUGGCAGAUUGGAAAAGCUUCCACGCUUCCUGGUAUACAUACCACAUUAUAAUGUGACUUUGCUGCUCCUCUCAUCAAGAGUGGAAUCGACUUACCCAAUGAUUGAAUGUGAGCUGACCUUGUAACUUGCUUUGACUGAUGGAAUGUGUCAGAAGUGACCUUGUGCCAAUUCUGAGUCUAAGCUUCAAGAGGCCUUGCAUGUUUCAACUCUCCCUCUUAGAGCCCUGUCAUAUGCCAUGUGAUGAAGCCCAGGCUAGUCAGGUAGAAGAUGACACACCGUGUGGACAGGUCAUUCCCCAGAUUGCCUGAUAGCUGAACUCAGAUGCAUGAAUGAGCCCAGCUGAGACAGGAGAACCAAAGUACUCCAAAUGACAGAUCCACAGAACCCUGAGCUAAAUCAAUGGCUGCUGUUUCAAGUCAUUAGCUUUUGGGGUGAUUUCUUCCAUAGCCAAAUUAGCUGAUGACAAAAGGUACUAUUAUUAUCAUUUUACUAAUGAGCAAAAUGAAAUGGAGAGAAAUCAGUUAAAUUUUUCAGAAUCACACACUUUUCAAAGGUAGUGUUUAGGUUCAAACCAACACAGCCUGACUCCAGAGAUUUACCAUUAUACUGUACUGGCCACAAAAGAAAUGCCUGCCUCUAGAAAACAUUUAUUUCUAAAAUGCAAUAAUAAAUAAAUAAAUAAAUAAAAGGAAACAUUUAUUUAUUUAUUCAUGCAUUCAUUCAUUCAUCAAGUACAUAUUAAGUAUUUAUUGAAUACCAAAUACUAUGCUAAACAUCAAGGAAACAAUGAUGAAUAAAACUGCGUUCUUGUCCUCAAGAGGCUUACAUUCUAGUAGAAGAGACAGCAGAUAAAUUAUCUUCAGCAAGUGAAUAAUUAUCCUUGUUAAUUGCCCUGAUAAGGGUAUGUAUAAGCAAUUACUGGAGCAGGAAGAAGCAGGUCUCUAACUUCCUCAUAGUACUUAUUAUCUGUAACACUCUUUCAACAUUUAUUAUUUACUGCUUUGUUAAUUGCUUAUUUAGGGAAAUCUGUUAUCAUGUUAACUAGAUUGUAAGCAUCCAUGGGAGAAAAAGUUCUCUGACUGGUAAAAAUCUCCCGUAGUCCAUAGAUUUGUGUCUUGUCCAUAGGAGUUAUUCAAUAAAUAUGUUAAUGGACUAUUAAAGGUGAAUUUUCAAAUGUUAUCAGAGAAAGAGAAGAAAAAACAAGGGAAGAAUUUCACAGUCAGACUGUAUCAGGUAUUUGACAAAACUUGUAUUAGGCAGUCUCUGGAUUAUACUGAUCUACUGUCUUAAAAUUAAUAAAAUCUUUAUACUUUUGUGAAAUUAUUGCUCAUAGCACAUAGCUAAGAGCUUGAUGGGACUUUAGUAAGUACUUUCUCCAAAUUUUUUACCUAUAGCCACCAUCACCCAGCAAAGCUCUCUAAAACUUUGAAGAGAGUAGUUGCUUUAAUAGUAACUCCACAAAGUGCUACUCAACAAAGGUAGCAGAGAGCUGCAAUUCUGUGCAUGAAUUCUUGAAGCAGAUCCCCUGGAAUGGAAUCCUUGUUCUGCCACUUUCCAUUGGUGUGACCUUGGGCAAGUAACCUUCCUGUGCCUGGUUUCUUCCUUUGAAAAUGGGAUAAUUAUAGCACCUAUCUCAAUGGAUCUUAUGGUGUUUAAAUUUUGUAAAUAUUUGCAAAGUCCUUAAAACAGUACCAGAAACAUAAUGAGUGCUUUAUUUAACAUUUGUUAAAUAGAAGGUAGACAGAUGUAGCUA
Molecule: messenger RNA, 6093 nt
Organism: Sapajus apella (tufted capuchin)
Lineage: Eukaryota; Metazoa; Chordata; Mammalia; Primates; Cebidae
Exons: 3
Coding region: 302-694 (130 amino acids)
Source: RefSeq, a predicted model, not a curated record